Tremella mesenterica DSM 1558 is the source of this 720-nucleotide messenger RNA. RefSeq lists its product as uncharacterized. Gene Ontology annotation, molecular function: RNA polymerase II cis-regulatory region sequence-specific DNA binding. The annotation marks the transcript as partial. The record is from RefSeq and is a predicted model, not a curated record. Gene Ontology annotation, cellular component: nucleus; cytoplasm. The transcript is spliced from 3 exons. Lineage: Eukaryota; Fungi; Basidiomycota; Tremellomycetes; Tremellales; Tremellaceae.
ACGUAAACUUUUUCAUACGGGUGAUAAUUUCCGAUCCGAUCCGUUUAUCCUUCAUCUUCACCCUAGAGACAUCUUUCAUCGUCAAGUGAAUUGCUUUCUGUCUCGCAUCACAUAUCAAUCGAUUUUCUCGAAUCUGACAUCCAAACAUUUAUAUUGUUGUCUCUUCUCGAAUCCUCUCUCACCUUCCGCGGCCACGAGGGUAUCGAUUACUUGCAACAAUACACACUUCGGCAUCUGCUGUGUAGUAUCGGUCACCAGGUCAGAUCGACACCAUGUCAUCCAUUCCUAAUAUGGCAGCGGCGGAAGAAGCACCUCCUCCCACUCAAACUUUGGCCGUCGAUCCGGUGACGGGACGAUUGGAUCCGAAUGACCCAACUGUAAAGGCGCUCACAGAGGCGGCCCUCAAUCCGGAUAAGAGCAAGAUUCCUAGACCUUAUAAGUGUCCUUUGUGUGAUAGAGCGUUUUACCGAUUAGAGCAUCAGACACGUCACAUUCGAACUCACACAGGCGAAAAGCCCCACGCCUGUAACUACCCCGGUUGCGACAAGAGAUUCUCCCGAUCAGACGAACUCACUCGUCAUGCGAGAAUACACCUACCCGUCGGAGCUGGCGGAGAGAAUGGUGGGCAGGUCAAAGGCAAGCACAGGUUUGAUGAAGAGGAGGAAGAUGACCGUCAUGCAUCCCAUCUCGGCCCAUCUUACAAUAUGGACUUUGAUCGCC